CGGCAAGCAAAUUCAGCUUGGAAAGUGUGCCAUGGCCGUUGUGCCCGCUCUGCGGAUGUCGAAGCUUAGGGCCGGCACCUGUCGCGGGCUCUCGACUUCGGGUACACGCACGCCCGGCUCGCGCUCGGCGCGGCCGCGGCUCGUGGAGCUGCUGGCCGCGGCGCAAGCCUCCACCGCCCUGACGCCCACGCGGGCACUGGCGAGCCUCGGGGAAGUGACCAGCGUGGCCGCGGCGGAGCAGAAGGUCCCUGACCUCGUCAGCAGCCCCGCCUUUGCCGCGCUGCUCGGCCGAGUAGAGGCUCGGCUCUUCAGCUUCUCAGCCAUGGAGGCAUAUCUGCUGGUAGUUUGCCUUUGCAAGCUGGACAAGUCUGCGGAGGUUGGGGCGGAGGUGAGGAGCACACUCCGGGCUGCACUCCAGCAGUUGGCCGACGACAUGGAGGAGCUGGGCGCGGAGGCCUUGGCGCAUCUGCUGCAGCUCAGGGCGCGCCUGGAGGAGGUUGCCCCGUCAGACUUUUGGCCAGGCCUCCACGCACUGAUGGCGCGGCGCCUUUCGCUCGACGCAGCGGGCGGCACCUCGUGCAAGGCGCUGUGUCGCUUGGCCGCGGCGUGGCGAAGGCUGCAGCGACCCAAUGAGGUUCAGGAGCUGGCGAGGGCCUGUGAGCAGAGG
Effrenium voratum is the source of this 667-nucleotide messenger RNA. Lineage: Eukaryota; Dinophyceae; Suessiales; Symbiodiniaceae. The record is from the annotation of a GenBank genome assembly.